UUGGGGGUUUUGCCCAUAUUAUUUAAAUUGUUUGAAUUUAGUUCAUUUCUGUUGACCUGCCUUUGAGUUCAUUGGUAUUUUUUCUUUGCCUUUGUCAGAUUUACUGAUUAGCCUGUCAUUUUUAAUGUUUCUUUUUCUUAUCUUAGUCUUAGAAAAAGUUCUGACCCAGAAGUCACCAAGAGUUGCUCCAAAACAGACCGUAAGAAGUCAACUCAAGCUAGCUCAAGAAAGAAGUGAGAAGACAGUCCACAGUCGCACUUGAGGAACAGAGAGCUGCUGAGUGCAUCUACCAGGCUGAUUGGCUCAGGGAAGCUAAAUCAUCUAUCUCCAGAAAUGUCUUCAGAAAGUGAGGAGCAACAUGACCUUUCACUGAGGGCCUCGGAUGAAGGAAAGGACAGUUUUUCAUCUGGGGUCCCCCUGGAGAUCCAACAAGAGUCAAGCACUAACUUCAAGCUCCACGAGACCAAUGAUCAAUGUAGACCUUAUCGUCAGAUCCAUAUGGAGCCUCAAGAGAGAACAAACACCAGCACCAAACAGUUGAUCAUCAAAAAGCUACACAAGAGUUGCCAGUGUAGCCCAUCCAAAGCAAAAAAUAGGAUUUAUGAUUUUCUUCCUGUUCUGCGGUGGCUUCCAAAAUAUGACCUAAAGAAAAACAUUUUAGGAGAUGUCAUGUCUGGCUUGAUUGUGGGCAUCUUACUGGUGCCCCAGUCUAUUGCUUAUUCCCUCUUGGCUGGCCAAGAGCCUAUCUUUGGGCUAUACACAUCUUUUUUUGCCAGCAUCAUUUAUUUCUUAUUUGGUACCUCCCGUCACAUCUCCGUGGGCAUUUUUGGAGUGCUGUGCCUUAUGAUCGGUGAGGUUGUUGACCGAGAACUGCACAAAGCUGGCUAUGGUGCUGCUGGUAUUGCUCCUUUUGGAGUGAUUUCCAACGAGAGCACAUUAAUAAGUAACAUGUCAGACGGGAUAUGUAGCAAGAGUUGCUAUGCAAUUAAAAUUGGCAGCACUGUGACGUUUCUGGCUGGAGUUUAUCAGGUCGCCAUGGGCUUCUUCCAAGUAGGCUUUAUUUCUGUCUACCUCUCGGAUGCCUUGCUGAGUGGAUUUGUCACAGGUGCCUCCUUCACGAUCCUCACCUCUCAGGCCAAGUAUCUCCUCGGGCUUAGCCUUCCUCGGAGUAAUGGCGUGGGCUCACUCAUCACCACCUGGAUACAUAUCUUCAAAAACAUCCAUAAGACCAACCUCUGUGAUCUCAUCACCAGCCUUCUGUGUCUUUUAGUCCUUUUGCCAACCAAAGAACUCAAUGAACACUUCAAGUCCAAGCUCAAGGCACCAAUUCCUACUGAACUUAUAGUUGUUGUGGCAGCCACAUUAGCAUCUCAUUUUGGAAAACUAAAUGAGAAUUAUAAUUCCAGUAUUUCUGGACAUAUUCCCACUGGGUUUAUGCCACCUAAAGCUCCAGACUGGGACCUAAUUCCUAAUGUGGCUGUCGAUGCAAUUGCCAUUUCCAUCAUUGGUUUUGCUAUCACUGUAUCCCUGUCUGAAAUGUUUGCCAAGAAGCAUGGCUACACAGUCAAAGCCAAUCAGGAAAUGUAUGCCAUUGGCUUCUGCAACAUCAUCCCUUCCUUCUUCCACUGCAUCACUACCAGUGCUGCUCUGGCAAAAACAUUGGUUAAGGAAUCAACAGGCUGCCAAACCCAGCUUUCUGCUGUGGUGACUGCUCUGGUUCUUUUGCUGGUCCUCCUGGUAAUAGCUCCUUUAUUCUUUUCCCUUCAGAAAUGUGUCCUUGGGGUGAUCACGAUUGUAAAUCUCCGGGGAGCCCUUCGUAAAUUCAGAGAUCUGCCCAAGAUGUGGAGGGUUAGCAGAAUGGAUACAGUUAUAUGGUUUGUUACUAUGCUGUGCUCUGCUCUGAUAAGCACUGAAAUAGGCUUGCUUAUUGGAGUUUGUUUUUCCAUGUUUUGUGUCAUCCUCCGCACUCAGAAGCCAAAGAUUUCAUUGCUUGGCUGGGUAGAAGAGUCUGAAAUCUUUGAAUGCAUGACUGAUUACAAGAACCUUCAGACAAAACCAGGUAUCAAAGUUUUCCGCUUCAUAGCCCCUCUCUACUACAUAAACAAAGAAGCCUUUAAAUCUGCGUUAUACAAAAAAACCCUCAACCCAGUCUUAGUAAAGGCAUCUCAGAAGAAGGCAGCAAAGAGGAAGCUCAGAGAGGAAACAGUGACUCUGAGCGGGCUGCAGGAUGAAGUUUCCGUGCAGCUUUCCCAUGAACCCAUGGAGCUGCACACAAUAGUGAUCGACUGCAGUGCAAUGCAGUUUUUAGAUACAGCAGGGAUCCAGACACUGAAAGAAGUUCGCAGAGAUUAUGAAGCCAUUGGCAUCCAGGUGCUGCUGGCUCAAUGCAAUCCCUCUGUGAGGGAUUCCCUGGUCAGAGGGGAAUAUUGCAAAGAGGAUGAAGAAAACCUCCUUUUCUAUAGUGUGUACACAGCAGUGGGGUUUGCAGUAGACUCUCAAGCCCAGAAAGGAGUUUGUGUUCUCAAUGGGGUAAGUCCAGUGACCGAUUGAGAUAAAAUGGAAGGAAAAAGAAAUGCCUAGCCACUGUGGAACUGGAACUCUUUGCACACUUGAAAUUACUUCUUCCUUGGAAGAUAAUGUUUUCAUAUUUUCAAAUGAAGCAGAGCUGAUAGCUGGGCAGAAUCAAAAAGGAAAGAAUGCUGUAGUUUCAAGCUCUUGUGUAGUCUGAAUACUCAUGGGUGCAGUCUAUGUCUACUGAAUUGAUCUCCUUUAAGACUGCACAUUCGGGCUCUUCCUCCUCUAGAGGUAAAAGGGUGAAGUUGAUGUAUGCCUUAGAAGUGCUGAGACCUUUGCAUGGCUCUGUGGAGAAGGAGGGAAGAAGGCCGGGAAAUAUGCCUACUUUUCAUGCCAGCAGGUCGACCAGCCAAGUUUAUUCUUAGCAGUGCUUGUCUGUCUCUAGACAGAAGUAGCAUCUCCAGCUCUUAGAAGAAAGCACUAUCCCUCUUCCCCAUAAGGCAGGAAACGAUGAGGAUAGUCUCAUGAGGACUCUGAUGGCAGGUUUGACAUAUCCUGACAGCCAGCUUGACACCCACUGUGAACAACUGGCACACCACUUUAGGGUAAAUGGGUAAGCAGAGUUAGAAAAAAUAGUGGGAGCCCUGUGUCCUUUGAGAAUGUAUCUCUCUUAGCUUCCAGUUACCUUAGUGUGCUUUCCCGUGGAAUCUGUCCUGAACUGGUGGUGGUGUUUGUUUUUUUUAAAUAUCAGCCACAUGCCAGACAGAACAGUAUACUAAGUCAGCAGUUUCGUACAGCAUUUUAAAUGAGUUUGUGGCACACUGUCACAGACAGAUUUCAGAAAGGAAUGAGUGACGGUCCUCCUUCCUCUUCUCCCAGGGGUAUUUUAGCAAGGGACUGCUGGGGACAGACAGUUUUUCUCAUAGAUGUUGCUGUUCGUGGAACAGAGGUGUACAGUGCCAUGAAUAAUUAAUCUGUAGAUGUUCUAAUGCUGAUUCUUGCUGCCAUGCACCCUGUUGGCAUAUAAUAAAUGAUGACAGUGACAGAUUUAGAAGCAUCACAUUCAUAGAACUCAAGUUCUCAGGGUUUAUUAACUUUGCUAGUUGGCUACAGAUAACCAAUUGAGGAAUAGUUUCCUUGGAAAAGCAUGGCUAUCUGAUGUUGAAAGCUUAUAGUUAAAUGUUUGGGCCUUAGCAGGCAAGAAAAAGCAGAUUCUCCUACGUUAAGGAUAAGGGAUUUUAUGUGAAAUUAAAUUAUUUAGCCAAGACUUUUAAAAAACAAAACAAAGCAUGCCAAAGUGCAAAAUUAUUGUAGCUUAUUCUUACAGUCUAAACAAUUUUAGGUAUUUGUGAGAAAUAUACCCUUAUGUGGGGUUCCCAUCAUAUAACAAAUAUGCAUAUAAAUUUAGCUUUUUUUUUUUUUUAAUUUUGUUAGCUCCUUAACUGUUGGGCUAGUGCUUUUCUCUUGGUAGAGCUCUCCCAUUUGUUUACAUGGAGGAUACUUUUUGUCUGAAACAGGGUCUCUCUUGUAGCCCAGUCUUCACUUGGACUCAGUAUGUAGAUUCAGCUGACCCUAAACCCACAAUCCUGCUGCUUCUACUU
Perognathus longimembris pacificus (Pacific pocket mouse) is the source of this 4115-nucleotide messenger RNA. It is a transcript of the gene Slc26a2, whose product is annotated as solute carrier family 26 member 2. Gene Ontology annotation, biological process: transmembrane transport. The record is from RefSeq and is a predicted model, not a curated record. NCBI's taxonomy places the organism in Eukaryota, Metazoa, Chordata, Mammalia, Rodentia, Heteromyidae. The transcript has 3 exons. Gene Ontology annotation, cellular component: membrane. Gene Ontology annotation, molecular function: bicarbonate transmembrane transporter activity; oxalate transmembrane transporter activity; chloride transmembrane transporter activity. Bases 334 to 2550 code for a protein of 738 amino acids.